AUGGCAUCCAAACAAGAAAUCAUGAGUGACCAACGGUUUAGGCGUGUUGCAAAGGACCCAAGAUUUUGGGAAAUGCCAGAAAAGGAUCGAAAAGUCAAAAUUGACAAGAGAUUUCGAGCAAUGUUUCAUGACAAAAAGUUCAAAUUGAAUUAUGCUGUGGAUAAAAGAGGACGUCCCAUCAACCACAGCACUACAGAGGACUUGAAACGUUUUUACGACCUUUCAGAUUCUGAUUCGGAUCUCUCUGAUGAGGAUAAUAAAACACUGAGUCAAAAGAAAAUGAAGAAAAAACCCCAGACUAUAAAUGAAGUAGAGUCAAAAAAUCUUGUUGAAGAUAAAAAGAAAAAAAACAAGAAAAUUUGUCAAAAAGGUUCUGGAAAUAAGAAUGAUUUAGAUAACUCUGAGAGAAUUCAGAAAAUGAAAACUUCAUGCAAAUCUAAGAAGAUAGACUCAGUAAGUCCUGAGAAAGAUAGCAAAGAAUUUACACAAAGAAGUACAAAAGGGGAAAAAAACACUGUUCAGCAUAGCACAGACUCGUUUCCCAAAGGACAACUAAGAACAGUAGACUCAGGCACCUCUGAGAUUGUUCAGUCUCCCAAGGUCAAAUAUUCUGAGGCAAGAAGAAGAAAAAUGCAAUCAGUGGUUCCAUUCAUAACGGCAAGAGACAGUGAUGGUCAUGAAGACUCAACAGGUGGUAAAAUGUUUGACAAAGAUGCUCUGGAGGAAGAUUCAGAAAGUGCUAGUGAAACAGGAAGUGAUGAAGAAUCUGAAGAUGAAAUUACAGGCAUUUGUAGGGCUGCUGCUGCUGAUCUUCAUAAUGAAGAAGAAGAAGAUGAUGAUGAUGAUGAUGAAAUUGAAAAUGAUGAGGAAGAUGAGGAUAGUGAGGAUAAUGAUGAAAGUGACAGUGGCCCUGAUCUUGCGAGGGGCAAAGGAAAUAUAGAAACCAGUUCUGAAGAUGAAGACGAUAUGGCAGAUUUACUUCCAGAGGAAUCUGGUUUUGAGCAUGCUUGGAGAGAAUUAGAUAAAGAUGCUCCUCGGGCUGAUGAGAUUACGUGUCGAUUAGCAGUUUGCAACAUGGACUGGGAUAGAUUGAAGGCAAAAGAUUUGCUGGCUUUGUUCAAUUCAUUUAAACCUAAAGGAGGUGUUAUAUUUUCUGUAAAGAUAUAUCCUUCGGAGUUUGGAAAGGAGAGGAUGAAGGAAGAACAUGUUCAAGGUCCAGUGGAGUUAUUAAGCAUUCCUGAAGAUGCUCCUGAAAAGGACUGGGCCUCUAGAGAAAAACUGAGAGAUUAUCAAUUCAAACGACUAAAAUACUAUUAUGCAGUAGUAGACUGUGAUUCUCCUGAAACAGCCGCUAAAAUUUAUGAGGAUUGUGAUGGCCUGGAAUUCGAAAGCAGUUGUUCAUUUGUAGAUCUAAGGUUUAUACCAGAUGAUAUUACUUUUGAUGAUGAGCCCAAGGAUGUAGCCUCAGAAGUGGAUUUAACAGCAUAUAAACCAAAAUAUUUCACAUCUGCUGCAAUGGGAACAUCAACGGUUGAGAUCACUUGGGAUGAGACUGAUCAUGAAAGAAUUACAACACUCAACAGGAAGUUUAAAAAGGAAGAACUUUUGGACAUGGAUUUUCAAGCCUAUUUAGCUUCUUCCAGUGAAGAUGAAGAGGAAAUAGAAGAAGAAGAACCACAAGGUGAUGAUGGAGUCAGUGUAGAAGAAGAUGGGAAAACAAAAAAAGGUCAGAAGGAUGAUGAAGAACAAAUUGCUAAAUAUAGGCAACUCUUACAAGUUAUUCAAGACAAAGAAAAGAAAGGCAAAGAAAAUGAUAUGGAGAUGGAAAUUAAGUGGGUUCCAGGCCUUAAAGAAAGUGCAGAAGAGAUGGUCAAAAACAAAUUGGAAGGAAAGGAUAAACUGACCCCUUGGGAACAAUUUUUAGAGAAGAAGAAAGAGAAAAAAAGACUGAAAAAGAAACAAAAGGCUCUUGCUGAAGAGGCCAGUGAAGAUGAUGUUCCCUCUGAUGUUGAUAUGAAUGACCCAUACUUUGCUGAAGAAGCUAGAAAAAUAGGUAUAAAAGAAAAGAAAAAAUCAACAAAAUCUGCAAAAGAUGACGUAACUCCAGAGGAAGAAGCUGAAAUAGAAAGACAAAAGGCUGAGAUGGCUUUGCUUGUGAUGGAUGAGGAGGAAGAGAGCAAGAAACACUUCAAUUAUAACAAGAUUGUGGAGCACCAGAAUCUGAGCAAAAAGAAGAAGAAACAGCUCAUGAAGAAGAAGGAAUUACUGGAGGAUGACUUUGAGGUCAAUGUUAAGGAUGCAAGGUUUCAGGCAAUGUAUACUUCCCACUUGUUCAAUUUGGAUCCUUCAGAUCCUAAUUUCAAGAAAACAAAAGCUAUGGAAAAAAUCCUUGAGGAGAAAGCCCGUCAGAGAGAACAAAAAGAGCAAGAACUUACUCAGGCAGUAAAGAAAAAGGAGAGUGAAAUUCAAAAGGAAUCACACAAGAGAUCCAUUGAUCCUGCCUUGUCAUUGUUGAUUAAAUCUGUAAAAAACAAAACAGAGCAGUUUCAAGCAAGAAAAAAGCAAAAAGUCAAAUAA
Molecule: messenger RNA, 2577 nt
Organism: Rangifer tarandus platyrhynchus (Svalbard reindeer)
Lineage: Eukaryota; Metazoa; Chordata; Mammalia; Artiodactyla; Cervidae
Source: the annotation of a GenBank genome assembly